GAAAUUUAUGGCCUUAUGAUUCUUUUAUUGACCUGUGAUCAAAAUAAAAAGGAAGACUUUUUUUUGGAGUACUCUUUCAAAACUGUGAAUGUUAGAUUUCCUUUUUCAUCCUUUAUAAAGGUAGAAUAAUUCCUUUGUUUCGGCUGAACUGAAACCAGGAGGAGAGAGAAAGAACGAGGAGAGAGAGAGACAGAAAAUAGAAACUAUACUUUAAAAUUGGGUCUCAGUAGUCGAAGAUUUUUAAGCCUGAAAUAGCAGCUUUCAGUCUAACAUCAUCUUAAAAGUUGAAAACUUUAUUAAAAUAAGAACAUCCAUUAUCUUUUUUUAAAUCUGACCGCCCUUUUAUUAAUUUUUGCUUAUAUUUCUCAGAAGAUAAGCAUUUUGUGGAACUCUUCAACUGCUUCUUUUGCCUUUUCAUUCUGCAGUUGAUUGUUAGAUUUGGAGUGUUAAUGAUACUUUGAGGUACAUAAAUUGAAGUUGAAACCCUUGCCAGUCUUAUGCAUGUCUGACAUUGUGGCAAUCGCCGAAAAUGGGGGAGGAAUGGUAUUGGGUCCAAUGAGAACUCAGUCUCUUGACAUAUUUGCUUCAAGUGUAAAACAAAACAAUCCUGCUGCAUCAAAUGGGGAAAUUUCUCGCACUUCUUCCAUGGCCUCUGGUUUUCGGGUGGGAGAGAUCGUACUACCAAAUGGGGAAUCUUAUUCAGGGUCUAUGCUUGGAAACUUGCCCGAGGGUUCUGGGAAGUAUGUCUGGUCAGAUGGUUGUGUCUAUGAAGGUGAGUGGAGAAGGGGGAUGAGACAAGGGUGUGGCAAGCUUAGCUUCCCUUCUGGAGCAGUUUAUGAGGGUGAGUUUUCAGGAGGUUAUAUGCAUGGCCAAGGAACAUAUAUAUGCCCAGGACAUAUGACAUAUAAGGGUCGCUGGAGACUGAAUGUUAAACAUGGACUGGGAUACCAAGUUUAUGCCAACAGGGAUGUCUUUGAGGGCUCUUGGAUGCAGGCGUCGCCAGAAGGACCUGGAAAAUACACAUGGGCUAAUGGGAAUGUUUACUUGGGAAAUAUGAAAGGAGGAUUUAUGUCUGGAAAAGGUAGCCUUACUUGGACUAAUGGAGAUAUGUUUGAAGGUAGUUGGUUGAACGGAAUGAUGCACGGUGUUGGAGUAUAUACAUGGAGCGAUGGUGGUUGUUAUGUGGGAACUUGGACACGUGGAUUAAAAGAUGGGAAGGGUGCAUAUUAUCCGAAAGGUACCAAACUUCCAGCUGCUCAAGAGCUCUACCUAGGUGCUUUAAGGAAGCGAGGGGUGCUACCGGACUUCAAGAAGCAGAACCAGGUGUCUCAUCUUCAUCAAGCGUCAUCUGUGAACUUGGAAAAUUUCAAGGUUGGCAGGAGCCGUGAAUCUCGUCGUCCUCCAAUUGAUAAGCUUUCAAAGCGAAAUCUGCUAAAUUUAGAGCAAUCUCGUGAGAAAAACAUAUCUCUUGAAAGACGUUGGAGCCUUGAGGUCUCAAUAGAGAAGGUGAUUGGACAUGAUACAUCAUCUAGUUUCUCUGAAUCUCUCGCAGAAGGCAGAGAAAAAGAGGUUGAGACAAACAUUCCAAUCCUUGAGCGGGAGUAUAUGCAAGGAGUUUUAAUCAGUGAGAUGGUUGUUAAUAAUUCAUUUUCUCCGAGGUCUAGAAGAGCAAAAAGGAGGCAACGAAAACUAGCAAAAGAGGUGAAGAGACCAGGUGAAGCAAUUAUUAAAGGUCACCGAAGUUAUGAUUUGAUGCUCAGUUUGCAGCUUGGUAUAAGAUAUACUGUGGGAAAGAUCACCCCCAUACAAAGACGGGAAGUUCGAGCUUCUGAUUUUGGUCCACGUGCGAGCUUCUGGAUGAGUUUUCCUAAAGAAGGGUCGCAAUUGACACCCCCUCAUCAGUCUGAUGAUUUCAAAUGGAAAGAUUAUUGUCCAAUGGUUUUCAGAAACUUAAGGGAGAUGUUCAAGAUAGAUGCUGCAGACUACAUGAUGUCCAUCUGUGGUAAUGAUGCCCUAAGGGAAUUGUCAUCUCCUGGGAAAAGUGGUAGUGUGUUUUUCCUCUCUCAAGAUGAUCGUUUCAUGAUUAAGACACUGCGGAAAUCAGAAGUAAAGGUUCUUUUGCGGAUGCUUCCUGAAUAUCAUCAUCAUGUUCGUACAUAUGACAAUACACUUAUAACCAAGUUUUUUGGUCUUCACAGGAUUAAGCCUUCUAGCGGUCAAAAGUUUAGAUUUGUUGUGAUGGGAAAUAUGUUCUGCACUGAAUUAAGGAUCCAUCGAAGGUUUGAUGUAAAAGGAUCCUCCCAAGGGCGCUCAGCGGAUAAAGUUGAAAUUGAUGAAAACACAAUUCUUAAAGAUCUCGAUUUGAAUUACAGUUUCUACUUGGAACCAUCUUGGCGGGAGGCACUAAUGAACCAGAUUAAGAUUGACAGUAAAUUCUUGGAGUCUCAGCACAUUAUGGAUUACAGUCUUUUGCUAGGAGUUCAUUACCGUGCUCCUCAGCACCUCCGCUCAAACAUCUCCGGUACUAGGAGCAUGAAUUCAGAUGGUUUGGGUGUUGUAGCAGAAGAAGAUGCUUGGGACGAUGGCAUGUUAUCUUAUCCUCAAAGCCUUGUUCUCGUUCCCCGAGGAGAUGAUAGCAGUGUUGUUGUGGGUUCUCACAUUAGAGGCAGCAGAUUGCGGGCAACUUCUGCCGCAGGGAAUGAAGAAGUGGAUUUGCUCCUUCCAGGCACAGCAAGGCUUCAAAUUCAGCUUGGAGUAAACAUGCCAGCAAGAGCAGAGCGUAGUAUAGAGGAGUCAGAAGUAACAUGUCACGAGGUUUAUGAUGUCGUCCUAUACUUGGGUAUAAUUGAUAUACUGCAGGAUUAUAACAUGAGCAAGAAGAUCGAGCACGCUUACAAAUCUCUUCAGUUCGAUUCAUUGUCCAUAUCAGCGGUUGAUCCUACAUUUUACUCCGAACGCUUCCUAGGUUUCGUUCAAAAAGUUUUCCCAUCUAACGAGGCUGGGAUGUGAAGUCAGUGCCAGUGAACAAUUUUACAUGAAGAAAGACAGAAAAGGGGGGGGGGGGGGGGGGGGGGGGGGUGUAGGUUUCUGGUCUGUUAUAGAGUUACUGCCUGUGUAUAUCUAGUGAACGUCAUUUUUUUGUGUAAAGAAAUGCGUUCAUCUUAUGGCCGGAUAUUGUUAUUUAUGUGAUCAUUUUUGUGCUUGCCCCAUAUUAACUCAAAGUAUAUAAAUAUUCAUAUUCCUUUGUGAGUUUAGUUGAGAAAUGCCCAACGAACAUAUCUCCAAAAAAUAUGGGUCCAAAAUGGUAAAAAUAGGGCUUGUAUGGUUUUAAUUGUUUACUAGAUAAGGGAAAAAAAAACUAUUUGGAUUUUGGAGAAUUUGUUCCAUGGACAACAAGAAGUAUAUUAUGUAUAAUACCUUUAUGUUGAUUAUUUGUACAA
This is a messenger RNA of Beta vulgaris subsp. vulgaris (sugar beet), 3440 nucleotides long. RefSeq names its product phosphatidylinositol 4-phosphate 5-kinase 9. Gene Ontology annotation, biological process: phosphatidylinositol metabolic process. Gene Ontology annotation, molecular function: 1-phosphatidylinositol-4-phosphate 5-kinase activity; ATP binding. The coding region runs from base 502 to 3009 and encodes 835 amino acids. The transcript is spliced from 9 exons. NCBI's taxonomy places the organism in Eukaryota, Viridiplantae, Streptophyta, Magnoliopsida, Caryophyllales, Amaranthaceae. The record is from RefSeq and is a predicted model, not a curated record.